GACCGAUCACCACAACCAGGAGAGAUCCUUGUCUAUUCAACCCUGGAAGUCCAAGUUGCUGUGCAAGGAACCCCAACCAUCGCCAGUGUACCACUACCACCACAACCACUACACCACUACAGGCCUGAUCCUUGUGCCGUGAAUCCUAGAUCAACGCAGUGCUGUAACAUACGUCCAAAUUCUCCUCUGUGCACUACAACAACACGUCCCACUACAACCACGCCUCGUCCCACAACCUCACGCCGUAUCAUAACUACGACCCCAAGACCAGAUCCCUGUGCCUUGAAUCCAAGGUCUCCCCAGUGCUGUGCCCAACGUCCUAACUCCAUCUUCUGCACAACCACAACACAGCGUCCUACAACAACAACCACACCACGACCUGAUCCAUGUGACGUCAACCCAAGGUCACCCCAGUGCUGUGCCCGACGUCCUAACUCCAUCUUCUGCACAACUACGACACAGCGUCCUACAACAACAACCACACCACGACCUGAUCCAUGUGAUGUCAACCCAAGGUCACCCCAGUGCUGUGCCCGACGUCCUAACUCCAUCUUCUGCACAACUACAACGCAGCGUCCUACAACAACAACCACACACGACCUGAUCCAUGUGACGUUAACCAAGGUCACAGUGCUGUGCCCGACGAGUCCAAGUACCACAACGCCUCGUCCUGAUCCUUGUGAUAUUAACCCUAGAUCUCCGCAGUGCUGUGCUAGACGUCCCAACUCUGUGUUUUGCACGACCACCACCACACCGCGACCAGAUCCCUGUGAUUUGAACCCUAGUCUACCACAGUGCUGCGCCAGAAACCCCAAUCUACCUCAGUGUACUACCACUACAACUACCACAACCACUAGACGCCCUACAACACCGUUUGAUCCUUGUGCAUUUAAUCCUGGGUCACCCCAGUGUUGUGCAAGGAAUCCCAACGCCCCUCAGUGUACAACAACCACUACUAGACGCCCUACCACUACAACUAGGCGCCCCACCACUAGACGUUCGAUAACCACUACCACAACUAGACGUCCAAUCACCACUACUAGGCGGUCCUUUACAACUACUAGACCCCCUACCACCACACAAGAUCCUUGUGUCAGUAAUCCAGGUUCUCGACAAUGUUGUGCAAGAAACCCCAACCACCCACGAUGCGUAACAAAGGCUCCAUGUUCUGGCCCCCGUGACCCUCGCCCAGAGUGCCGGCCCACAACACAGGUUCCCAGCACGACGCCCAAUCUGGAAAACCAUGCCUUCCACGCUUGGCAGAACCGGCCCUCUGGCACUCGCCGUCGCCGUCCUCCGUAUGGCACUCGCCUCACCCCAGGCGUCCUCGCAGAGCUGUCAAACCAACCCAGAAGACGUACGAUGUGGCUCUCCCACCUCUCCUCCACCACCCCAUCGCCCAGGAAUUCGCCGAGGCUUCGGGUAGUUGGCGCGAACGGACCUCACGUUCCAGCGGUUUCCUCACCGAACAAGUCAGCAAGCAACGUCGAUAGUAUAUGCAUGCCGACCGCCACCUUCACUGUUAGCCUGUUGAUGCUGUCCCUGCUGCUGAUUACAUCCGUUCUCGUGUGCCACAUUCACGUGCUUGCGACUCCGGACAAUGGCUCCUCUAAAAGCAGUAGAAGCUAA
This is a messenger RNA of Penaeus vannamei (Pacific white shrimp), 1629 nucleotides long. The record is from RefSeq and is a predicted model, not a curated record. NCBI's taxonomy places the organism in Eukaryota, Metazoa, Arthropoda, Malacostraca, Decapoda, Penaeidae.